UUCUGCGACUACUGCGAUGUCUACCUCACCCAUGACUCGAUGAGCGUGCGCAAGGCCCACAACAGCGGCCGCAACCACUUGCGCAACGUAGUCGACUACUACCAACAGAUCGGCCACGAAAAGGCCCAGUCCGUCAUCGACUCCAUCACGUCCUCGUACGCCGCC
Messenger RNA from Thermothelomyces thermophilus ATCC 42464, 165 nucleotides. RefSeq lists its product as uncharacterized. The transcript is spliced from 2 exons. Gene Ontology annotation, molecular function: pre-mRNA 5'-splice site binding; zinc ion binding. NCBI's taxonomy places the organism in Eukaryota, Fungi, Ascomycota, Sordariomycetes, Sordariales, Chaetomiaceae. The record is from RefSeq and is a predicted model, not a curated record. The annotation marks the transcript as partial. Gene Ontology annotation, cellular component: nucleus; U1 snRNP. Gene Ontology annotation, biological process: mRNA splicing, via spliceosome; spliceosomal snRNP assembly; mRNA 5'-splice site recognition.